GCCGCCGCGGCCAUGGCCACCCCCACCGGCAGCCCCGAGCAGCGGGACGGGCUCGGCCGGGCGCGGCGCGACGACGACGCGGCCCCCGAGGAGAAGCGCCCGCGCCUGGGGCCGGAGGGCGCCGCUGCCGAGCCGGGGGCCGGCGCCCAGACAGGUGGCGGCGCCGAUCUGCUGUCCCUGCCAUACAGCCUGGCUGAAGACCAGGACGACACUUCUGAAAAUCCAGUCCUGCUCUCUGCUGCCAACAGUGGUCCACCAGACUCGGUCCCUGCCAGCACGGCUGCCAGCAAAAUCGAGGAAACUGAUCAAAAAACUCAUGCAAGUGGAACCUACAGCUUCCUUGAUCGGGCUCAACAUUCAGAUAUCACAGCAGACUGCGACACCUGCGUGGGAGUAGAAGACAGGAAGGGUAACCAGGAAGCCGCAGCCGCCCCAGACACCAUGGCUCAGCCUUACGCCUCAGCCCAGUUUGCACCCCCCCAGAACGGAAUCCCCGCGGAGUACCCCACCCCGCACCCGCACCCCGCGGCUGAGUACCCAGGGCCCACGCCGGUGCCCGAGCUGGGCCUCUACCCCGCCACACAGGAGCCCACCGCCGACAGCGCCCAGACCGUGUCCGGCACUGCCACACAGACAGAUGAUGCAGCACCAACAGACGGCCAGCCCCAGACACAGCCUUCUGAAAACACGGAAAACAAGUCCCAGCCCAAGCGACUGCAUGUCUCCAACAUCCCCUUCCGCUUCCGGGAUCCUGACCUCCGACAAAUGUUUGGUCAAUUUGGUAAAAUCUUAGAUGUUGAAAUUAUUUUUAAUGAGCGGGGCUCAAAGGGAUUUGGUUUCGUAACUUUCGAAAAUAGUGCGGAUGCCGACAGGGCGAGGGAGAAAUUACACGGCACCGUGGUAGAGGGCCGUAAAAUCGAGGUGAACAAUGCCACCGCACGGGUAAUGACAAACAAGAAAACCGUUAACCCGUACACCAAUGGCUGGAAGUUGAAUCCAGUGGUGGGUGCAGUCUACAGUCCCGACUUCUAUGCAGGCACGGUGCUGCUGUGCCAGGCCAACCAGGAAGGAUCUUCCAUGUACACUGCCCCCAGUUCUCUUGUUUAUACUUCUGCAAUGCCCGGCUUCCCGUACCCCGCAGCCACCGCGGCGGCCGCCUACCGAGGGGCUCACCUGCGCGGCCGCGGACGCACCGUGUACAACACCUUCCGGGCCGCGGCGCCCCCGCCCCCGAUCCCGGCCUAUGGCGGCGUGGUCUACCAGGAUGGAUUUUAUGGUGCAGACAUUUAUGGUGGUUAUGCCGCUUACCGCUACGCCCAGCCCACCCCUGCCACCGCCGCCGCCUACAGUGACAGUUACGGACGAGUUUAUACUGCAGACCCCUACCCCCACACACUUGCUCCAGCCCCCACCUACAGCGUUGGUGCCAUGAACGCUUUUGCACCCUUGACUGAUGGCAAGACUAGGAGCCACGCUGAUGAUGUGGGUCUCGUUCUUUCUUCAUUGCAGGCUAGUAUAUAUCGAGGGGGAUACAACCGUUUCGCUCCAUACUAAACAACAAAAAACAAACAAAAAAAAAGAAUCCAACCAUUAAAAAAAAAAAAAACCUUCCAGUGUGGGGAGAGAGGAGCUUUCUGAGGCCUGGGUAUUGCAAUACAUCCUUUUAGCAACUCAAAUAAAAUAAACAGAGGGAAAAAAAUUCACAUUUUUAUCUUAUACCUCAGCUAUUUUGUUCUGUGUCUUUGACGAUUGUGGGUCUUUGAUUUCUGGAGGUUCUGGUGGUAGGAGCUUGUGUGGUCACUUUAGGAUCAUGGGGACGGGCCUCGGCCAUUCGGGCGGAGUGCAACCUCUAGACUCUGGGGAUUCAAGGCCACUGGGGUCACCCGCUGUGGGGGGGGGGGGGCAGAGAGGGAUGGGCUGUAGUCAUCUUUUUGUUUCCACACCGCACCUGAUUGACUUUAGUUUGUGCAAGUAAAGGGUGGGAGGGACUGGCUGGCAGACUGUGACCAGACCAGCGGCUCUCGGCUGCCCAGUGCACAUGCUGGAGCCUUCCUGGCGGCCCCCGUGCAGCCCACCCACCGACUGCACUCUUUUUUAUAUUUCUUCCGGUAGAAUAAACGACUGGUAUCAUUGCUGACUUUUAUAUUCCGGGAGGGAAAAAAAUAACGUUAAUAAAAAGGUGAUUAAAAAAAAAAAAAAACACUGUUUCUAUUUUUUCUUUUUUUCCAAAAAAAAAGAAAAAUUUAAAUUCUUUGUAACAGUUUUAAAAAAUAUAUAUACAUCUGUGCAGUGGAGUCUGUUCAGUUCUAGAAACAGUCUAGGAAGCUUCAGUGGUAGCCUAGUAGAACUGGUAGAAGAGAGACAGACGUCACCAUUUCUGUGGCAUUGCACGAUAAUCAUGUUCGGUUUCCAGAGGCGUUUUCCAAGUGUCACGGGCGUUGGCUUAGAGAUGACCACAGUGUUCUCCUCAGCCUGAUACUUGGGACACAUGAUGGUAUUUUGUAAGCAAGAUGCAAUUUUUCAGUUGGUGAGAACUGCCCUCCACUCUCCCCGGGCUUCUAUCCGUCUCUUUCAUUCUGUCUCCAAGGGCCCAGGAAACUGGUCAGAAAGCAGCAAAAAAAUAAAUGAAUAAAACUAAUCAUCAGUGGCCCCAGCCCCCUCUCCAGUAAGUCAAGUCGCAUUAGCUGGAAAAUUGCAACUUGUCUGUAUUUCUUCUGUUUGAACUUUUUCCACGUUGUCCUGUUUACAAGUUAACCUGAUUUGGGGUAUCUGUCAUGGGUCUUCCUGUUUUUGUAUUUAAAUAAACAGCAGCAAGCUGUCCCUCUCCCCACACCCCUACCCCCCACCCACCAAGUAGUUCUGCUGCCAUUGUGAACCUCCCACCCCUGGCCACCCGGGCCGCACUCCAGUAAGUUAUAACUCACCCGCUGUAACAACUCUGCUUUCAGACAAAAAAAAAAAAAAAAGACAAAAAGACAAAACUUAAAAAAAAAGUGUUUGUGAUGCAGCUAUUUCCCUCUUGUCAUCCUUUGUGCAUGCAGUAAGACCGGUUGGAUAUUUAAAAACAACAACAAAAAAAACAUCAAUAAAGUUUCACCAGAUUUGAAAAAAAACGAUCCAGUCUCUGGAGCUUUGAUGCUGAAGACAGGCCUUGUUAAUCUCCAGAGGAGAGGAAGGAGAGGGUGGCAGGGGAUGAGUAGCAGCGGGACUGUGGGGGGUGGGAGGAAGGGAAAUGGCCUGGGUGGCUGAGAGCUCCCCUCCCUCCCUGCCUGGGAAGAGGGAGGCAGCAGCAGUCUUCCUCUGGUUCCUCUGGCCUUGGUUCUCAAGAUCUGGACUUUGGUGAGAAUAUUUGGAAUCGCAGGCAGAACGUUCUUACUGUGUUGGUUCAAGUAAACUUAAUUUGCUGUUUUGAUUUUCAUCUGAUGAGCUGUACUUUCCCCCCAUGACUGUGUGUAGUUUUACGAAAAACCCUUUAGGGUGGGGGGUACCAACUGACGUUGCAGACUCUUCCGUGAGGAGUGCCCUCCAAGAUGCCAACAAGUCAUUUUCAAAUGUUAUGUCAGAUGUAAACAACACAUUUUGGAUUUUUUAAAAAAUGGUAUUUCUUUGGAAUGUUUUCAUUUAUCUAAAUAACUAGUACUAUUAUGAAUUAUGGGAAAAAAAAGAUUAGUAUGUGUGACAUAUAGUGACUUCUUAACACACACAUCAUGCAGUCUGCAAGCCCAGAAAAAUGUGUUUAUCUGUCUUUAGAAAAUAGUGUUUAUAUCACUUACAGUGGUUUGUGAAUAAAGAAAACUGGUUUGUAAUAUCAAAAAAAAUUAAUAAAAGCUUAGUCUGAAAAGGUA
This is a messenger RNA of Erinaceus europaeus (western European hedgehog), 3845 nucleotides long. RefSeq names its product RNA binding fox-1 homolog 1 (gene RBFOX1). Gene Ontology annotation, biological process: nervous system development; regulation of alternative mRNA splicing, via spliceosome. NCBI's taxonomy places the organism in Eukaryota, Metazoa, Chordata, Mammalia, Eulipotyphla, Erinaceidae. Gene Ontology annotation, molecular function: mRNA binding. The transcript is spliced from 18 exons. The coding region runs from base 13 to 1554 and encodes 513 amino acids. Gene Ontology annotation, cellular component: nucleus; cytoplasm. The record is from RefSeq and is a predicted model, not a curated record.